UGUUCGGGUGAUGUAAUACCGAGUAAGAGUUAUGCCCCUUAUUGUAAACAAUCAUGGCGACUGACAGAGAUAGCUGUGGUCGAUUCAAAAAGAAAAAGACCGGUAAUCACACCAAAAUAUUAAAAUCGAACGUGCUCAUCGACCACAACUACCCAGCUUGUCAUGUUUGCUACGGUGAUCCUUGCAAGGACGACGACUGUCCUCUUUUUCGAAACAUCAAACUCGGCAAAUACGCAAGCAGAGAUGGAUGGAAAGAAGGGCGGAGGAUCGUCGAGCUCGGGGAACUUCUCUCAAAUCUCGUCGCUUGCAAGUACUGCAAAUUGGGCCCUAUUCCAUUAACGUAUGGGAAUAUUGUCAGUGAGAUGAGGAAAGGACUUAGCGGCUAUUUGUACGUGAAAUGUCAGAACGCGGAAUGUGGGCAAAUAAACAUGGUUCCAUACGGGAAGACACACAGGGAGAAGAAGGGGAAGUCAGGGAUGCCAUGUUUUGUUAUCAACACAAAGCUUGGAACAGCUAUGAUCGAUAGCGUUGGGGGACCAGACAGGAUGAAUAAUCUCCUUUCAACAUUAAAUAUCAAACCCAUCAACCAGAGAAGUUUAAAAAGCAUGGAACGGAGGGCUGGAGGCUAUGUUGAAGCUGUUGCCAAAAAGUCGACUCAACAGGCUGCAAAUGAUUCAUUUAGAAUGGAGAUGGAAGACAUUGCAGAAGAGGAGAGUCGACAAGCUGCAAAGAUCAUGGGGGAGGUGAUCGAAGAUUUAGGAGUUUGUCCUCUACCAGACACACCUCCUGAAAUUAGAUUAUUGAUGUCAUCCUACUCCUCUACUGUACCAGUAGUUGAUGCUAGUUCUGGUGAUGAAAGUGGACAUUCUGACCAGACUCCUCAAGCAUCGAAUAUUGAAAGUCCACCAGUCUCAUCUUCAAACAGGUGAGAAUUUUGAAAAAAAUUCAGCACAAACAAUAGUUUUAUUUGAUCAUGUAGCCAAGUGCAUGAUUGAGAGUUUAACCAACUAGGCACACAAUCAAAAUGUUGCCGGUUCGAAUCCUAGCAAACCCACUUGAUGAUGCUUGUUGUGUCCUUAGACAAGUCACUUUAUCUGCAUUGUCUCAGCCCAGCCAGCUGUAUAUAGCCAUCGACUUCGACUGCAGGUUAACCUGCAAUGGUUCACUGGUGUAACAUCCAGGUGGGGGGACAUUAUCCUAAGAGCACCAAGGAAACCGGGUAUAAUCACAGA
Haliotis rufescens (red abalone) is the source of this 1232-nucleotide messenger RNA. RefSeq lists its product as uncharacterized. The coding region runs from base 54 to 929 and encodes 291 amino acids. The transcript is spliced from 4 exons. The record is from RefSeq and is a predicted model, not a curated record. Lineage: Eukaryota; Metazoa; Mollusca; Gastropoda; Lepetellida; Haliotidae.